Molecule: messenger RNA, 378 nt
Organism: Phytophthora infestans T30-4
Lineage: Eukaryota; Oomycota; Peronosporomycetes; Peronosporales; Peronosporaceae
Exons: 2
Coding region: 1-378 (125 amino acids)
Source: RefSeq, a predicted model, not a curated record
AUGAAGUUCCACGCUUUUCUCGUCGCCAUGAUGACUGUCGUCGGUGCUGUCGCCGCUGCGGACCAGCCUUUGGUCAAGUCGGCGGCCGAAGCUCUCGAACAAGUUCAAGCGUCCGCGUUACCCGAUGGCGACGACGAUAAGGAGAACUUCGGAUGGGGUUUCGGUGGAGGCCUCGGUGGAGGUUUCGGCGGAUGGGGAUUCGGUGGAUGGGGAGGCUGGGGUGGUUGGGGUGGCUUUGGGCCCUACCGCUUCGGAUUUAGGUGCGGCGGUGUCCCCGGCUGGGCCUAUCCGUUGGGCUACUGGAACACGUUUGGCGCAAGUCUGUAUGGCGGCGGGUGCGGUCUGGGCAUGCCUUUCGGUGGUCUUUACUACUGCUAA